Messenger RNA from Aspergillus welwitschiae, 1161 nucleotides. RefSeq lists its product as uncharacterized. NCBI's taxonomy places the organism in Eukaryota, Fungi, Ascomycota, Eurotiomycetes, Eurotiales, Aspergillaceae. Bases 1 to 1161 code for a protein of 386 amino acids. The record is from RefSeq and is a predicted model, not a curated record. The transcript is spliced from 3 exons.
AUGGCCUUUGUGGGAACUAGCAUGGCCAGCCCGGUCUCAGCCAUUAAUGAGGUAGUCGACAUCACCGGAGAGGCCUUCCAGGAAAAUGAGGCUUGCCAGGUCGAAAAGGCCGCUCCAGAGCCAGAGCAUGUGGUAUUCGAUCCGUCCAAGCAUCUCGCUUUUGUGCCUCCUUCGAAGGUCCACACGAUGAACGAGCUCGGCUACCCUAACAAUCGUGGAGUUUCCCCUGUUGGCGUCUCCGAGCCAUUCUCACUAUUUUCGGUCGAAGCUGUGGAGCACAUGCGUAAGGAAGUUCUCACCAGUGAGGUUUAUGCCAAGCAUAAGUACUCGAGUGAGAUUGCCGAAUGUCAGCUAAGGGGCUAUGCAGCUGAGUGCGCUCCAUUUGUUUAUGACGCUUGGAAAAAUCCUGAAACACUUGCUAUAAUCUCCAAAGUCGCCGGUGUCGAUCUCGUCCCGGUUAUGGACUUCGAACUGGGCCACGUAAACAUUUCUGGUCACAAUGAAGAGGAGAAGCAUGAAGCCGUGAAGGAAGCCGGGGUAUUGGGUAAGGGUAUUGCCGUGAAGCCCAGCAACGAUGAUGCCAUAGUCGACUGGCACACUGACAGCUACCCCUUCGUUUGUGUGACAAUGCUAUCCGACUGUACCAAUAUGAUCGGUGGAGAAACGGCCCUUAGAACGGGCAACGGCGAUAUUGUCAAAGUCAGGGGACCGCAGAAGGGUUCGGCAGUCAUCCUACAAGGCCGGUAUAUCGAGCACAAAGCUCUCCGUGCUUUGGGGGCGACCGAGCGAAUUACCAUGGUGACUUCCUUCCGGCCUCGGGCUUCGUCCAUCAAGGACGACACCGUGCUUACCACCGUCCGCCCAAUAUCGGACCUCAAUGAAUUGUAUCAUCAGUUCACUGAAUAUCGAUUCGAAAUCCUUGGCGAUCGUCUCCGUGACGUCAAUAAACUUAUGCGAGACCAAAAGCGAGCCCGGCGCACUUUUGAUACGCGUGCUGCGAAACUCUUCAUUCGUGAGCAGAUCGAUUUUUUGGAACACAUGAAUAAAGAGAUCGUGGACGACGAAAAAGUGAUCAAGGGAGUGAUUGAUGAUAGUCACCUUGUGUCAGAGGAUCUGAAGCUAGAGCGUUCCCGGAAGCGGGCGCUCGCAGAUGUCGAGUAG